CUAAUUAUAUAUGAAAUGAAAGAGUUUUAGUUUUCACCAAUAAAUAUUUUAAACAUAAUCGCUGCAAAAGGAUUCUGUUAUGAGUACAUUGCUAUUUGAAUAGUCUACGAAGAACACGUCAUCAGGACUACUUAAGGUGUUGCUUACAAGACAUUUCUCGUCAACAAAUAGUUUCUCCAACAAAGUAAGUUUUGUUAGAGAUAAACUUUCGACAAAUAAAACAAGUGGUAAAGGCACACGGGAAAUAAAUACCAGUGCGACUGAGUGAAUACUUCCAGAUUGACGUUCCUUAGCAUCUUCAAAACGAAACCAGUUAAUGUCAAAGAAUGGUACAAUCAAUAGGAAUAACCAAGGACAAUGUUGACACCUGGAAGUUGUUUCUUAAGGAUUCUGUCAAAUUUGUUGAUAUGUACCGAAGCCUUCUGGAUACCUAUGUGUUAGAUUUCUUCACGGAAGACUUGUGGAAUCACAUUAAACCAGGCUGGAGGGAAGCGCUGAUUGGGUUAACUCCUUCUCAGCUUGCAGAUUUCUUAUGUGAUAACAGUCAAAGUCCAGAAAAAGUUUGGCCCCUAUCUCUUCAAGCUCUUCGCAUAUCGGCCUUUACGUACACUCUUCCGAGGAAGUCUGUAACAACAGAUGCCUCAUUUAAAGCAUACCUGAAGAAGCACAAAAUUCAGCAGGAUUUAUCAAGUGAAUAUUCAUCUUGCACAACAAAUUUCAAGCAGGGGUCUUUUUGCUCUAAAGCCAGCAACUCUGACACGACAAGGCAGAAUGUAGUAAAUGAUAAUUACGAGACUAAUUUAAGCAAAAAUUAUCCUCUGCAGGAGACGGCGGUUGUAUCCUGGGAAGAGGCCUUUUCUGAACUCAGCCCAAAGACUGGGCAACACAAAUUGUUGCAGCACGUUUUCCGAAGACACCUCAAGCCCAAGAAACAGCAUGAAGUUGCCCGCUUAGCGUACAUUGCUGGAAAUGUUGCUCGGUGUGCUUGCAGCAGUACAAUGGUUGAUGUUGGUUCUGGCCAGGGACAUCUUUCCAGAUUUCUGGCGUAUGGCCAUGACGUUAGAGUCUUAUGUUUAGAAGCUCAAGGUGAAUUUGUCAGAGGUGCAAAAAAGUUUGAUAAUCAGCUGAAGGAGACUGUUGAAAAGAUGCACCGCAAAUAUGAAAAUCUUCCUCCGCUACCACCACCUCCGCGACACACCCACUGUCAUUUAGAACCCAACAUGGACCCUGAAGUAUUUAGAGAGGUCGUGACCAGUGCUUGGCCAGAAUUAGAAUCUUGUGGAUUUGAGCAUGGACUUCUGGGUCUUCAUACAUGUGGAGAUCUUGGACCAACUUUACUCCGUAUCUUUGCAAAUUCUCCAGCGUGUCAUGGUGUUGUAUCAGUUGGCUGCUGUUACAUGAAGUUAACUGUGAAUGAUACAGGCAUUGCCUAUCCAGGCUAUCCAAUGAGCAAGUUUGUUCAGUCACUGAAAGGCAAUCACCUGAGCUAUGAAGCAAGGGAAGUUGCAUGUCACGCCAUCGAAAUGUACUCACAGCGUCUGCAUUUGGGUGCGGAUAACCUCAAAGUUCAUUGUUAUCGAGCAGCAUUAGAGGAUAUCAUUGUGAAACAUUGGCCUGAACAUCGUCAUGCUGGGUUGCGUUCCGUUAACCAUGCUCACAAAAUGGAUUUUGCAGAGUAUGCAGAAGCUGCUGUGAGCCGAUUGAAGAAUGUUAGUCUCAACAAAGAGGAUUUAAAUAGUGAGAAAACUAAGGAAAAUCUUAGUCGAUGGAUGCAGGUAAGAUAGUUGGAAGGAUUUUUU
Macrobrachium nipponense is the source of this 1799-nucleotide messenger RNA. Its product is annotated as methyltransferase-like protein 25B. The coding region runs from base 327 to 1784 and encodes 485 amino acids. The transcript has 10 exons. The record is from RefSeq and is a predicted model, not a curated record. NCBI's taxonomy places the organism in Eukaryota, Metazoa, Arthropoda, Malacostraca, Decapoda, Palaemonidae.